Gordionus sp. m RMFG-2023 is the source of this 1205-nucleotide messenger RNA. RefSeq lists its product as uncharacterized. Gene Ontology annotation, molecular function: DNA binding. Gene Ontology annotation, cellular component: nucleus. The coding region runs from base 108 to 1205 and encodes 365 amino acids. The transcript has 3 exons. The record is from RefSeq and is a predicted model, not a curated record. NCBI's taxonomy places the organism in Eukaryota, Metazoa, Nematomorpha, Gordioida, Chordodea, Parachordodidae.
ACUCAAUCAGCUGGUGAAGACUGGUUUGGAGCAUUUAUUAAAAGAAAUCCAACUAUUUCUUUGAAAACACAGAGGCUACAAGUAUAGCCAGGGCUACCAAUUUCAAUAUGAAAAUGGUUGAUUUAUUUUUUAAUAAUUAUUUGACUGUCACAAGGGAAAAUAACUUUCUACCAUGUGAUAUAUAUAAUCUGGAUGAAACUGGAUUAACAACAGUUCAACUGUCUAAUUAUGUUAUUGCAAGGAAAGGCGAUAAACAGGUUGGGGCAAUUACUACAUCAGAACGUGGUACACUUAUGACCUUGGCAAUUGCUGUCAAUGCUCUAGGAAAUUCUAUUCCACCUAUGUUUAUAUAUCCUAGGAAAAAAUUUUAUGAUCAUUAUUUAAGAGAUGGUUCUGUAGGAUGCAUUGGCGUGUCCAAUGGUUCUGGAUGGAUGCUGGCUGAAGAUUUUAUAUAUUUUUUAAAUCAUUUUAUAAAAUACACUAAGCCCAGUCAAGAUAAAAAAGUUUUGCUUAUAUUAGAUAAUCAUAAAUCUCACCAAUCUAUUGAAGUCAUUGAGCUGUGCUCUGACAGUGGUAUAGUUCUAUUGACUCCCCCUCCCCAUUGCACUCACAAACUCCAACCAUUGGAUAGAACUGUUUUUGGACCUCUAAAAAAAUAUUACAACAGUGCCUUGGAUGCUUGGAUGAGAAUGCAUCCAGGGAAAAGUUUUACUAUAUAUGAUAUCCCUGGAGUAGUAAAGGAUGUCCUUCCAAAAGCCACCUCAGCUUCAAAUAUCCAAAAGGGUUUCGAAUCCUCAGGUAUAUGGCCCCUAAAUCCUUUAAUUUUUAAUGACGAAAAUUCUAAUCCUUUAUAUUAUAAUAAUAACAAUCCUAAUGAGAAUUUAAAUUUAUCUGAAAUUAUUUCGCAACCAUCUGUCAGUGAUAGUCCUGUUCCAUCAUCUUCUCACGUGGAAAAAGAUUUUGCUCCAGAAAUUAUUAGUCCCCAUCCAACAAUAUUUAAAAAAACAACACGUAAUCAAAUGACUUCAGCCAUUUUAACCUCUUCACCUUACAAAAAAAUAGCCAGAUCUAGGGCUAUAAUCUGGAAAAAAAAAAUCAAACCAAUAAUAAAAAAAAUGCGAGACCCUUCAGGUUAUGCCUAUUCAAAAACGUAUUCGAAUCGAAUAGUGCAUUAUUCGUAUUCUAUUCGUUUUUCGUACGAAUAA